Schistosoma margrebowiei is the source of this 5264-nucleotide messenger RNA. The record is from the annotation of a GenBank genome assembly. Lineage: Eukaryota; Metazoa; Platyhelminthes; Trematoda; Strigeidida; Schistosomatidae.
AUUUAUUUACGCACACUUCAGCUAUGUAUUGCUUAAUUCUAUGCAAAGAGACUUUUGGAUCAGGAAACUUGAGUACUGCUUUAUACAUAAGGGAGAUCUUCGAACUAUAUUUAGAAGCUGAAUUCAUAAAAAUUGUUAACAUCAACUGUGAAAGUUCUUUGAAAGACAUAGACAACUUCAAUCGAUCAACUGCAAACCCUAAAUUAGUGAUUGCCCUUCACUUACGUCAAUGCUCACAUCUUGUCAGUUUGCUGGACAAAAGUAUACCUGUUCUUGCAAUCUGCACUGGGUCUGACAUAAAUAUGGAUAGAACUCAUGCGGUAUAUUUGAAACUGAUGUCAUAUUUAGUUGACCGAAGUUCUGCAGUUGUUUUACUUAAUCAACCAAUGUUGAAGCAGUUUAAAGAAACUUGGCCUCAUUAUCCUGGUCAGUUGCAAGUCAUACACCAAGCAAUACGAGUUGACGUUGAGGACGCAAAUCACUUUAAGAGAAACAUUCUGACGGCAAUCGAAUGUAAACUAGGAGUAAAGUUGCAGCCAUUCUUCAUUGUUGCUGGUCUUUUGAGAGAUGUGAAAGAUCCAAUGUUCGCACUUCAAGCAUUCCUAGAAUGGAGAAAUCAAGAUAAAAAAGAGAAUAAAAAUUCGAAAGUGACUUCAACUAUUAAUUAUAAAUCUUAUAAUCUUUUGUAUGUUGGAUCAGUUGAAGAAGAUACAGAAAAUAUACAACAAUUUAUUGAUGAAAUAGAUGGGAAACAUCGUAUGGUACGUUGAAAAAAGCUAACAAUCAUAUGCUCAAAUAUAAUAUACACAUACAACAACCAAUCAAAGAAGAACUAAACUCUGUUUAAUGAUUGGUCCACAUCAGUCAGUCUUCACGUACCUGACAUUUGAGAGGGAGAACAAAACUGCUUUAUUUAUUGAUUAAUUGAAAUUAAAUUUUUAUAUGAAUGAAAAUUUUACCUCACUGAAAAUGUAAUAAAAGAACUGAAUUGUUUUGACAACUAUUAUGAUAAUAUAAAAUACAUAUUACUGUAUUUAUUCGAAAAAAAGGGAAUAUUUUUAGAAAGACAAAAAAAUCAUUGUAUACACGAACUUCAUGUACAUGUGAUUAGAGAUCCAACCUAAGAAAUGUUAUACCUAUUCAACUAAAGAGUGAUGUUAACAACUAUAGUUUGUUAUAAGUAUAAAAAAUUGUGACAAUGACAGCUAUGCUGAUAAAUCCCUGUUUAUUUAUCAAUUAGUUUAUCUAAAUGAUAGUACUUGAUAAACACAAAAGUCUACAAAUCAUAAUUCGAAAAUAAGUAAACUGUAUGAUGUACUGUAAUAAAAGAUAAGACAGUAACUGCUAUUUGAUCAUUAUCCAUAACCCAACAAAACUAAGUGCGAUAUUUUAAAUAUGACACUUAAAAAGUCACUGAUUUCUGAAGUAUUUAUUUUGAUUAAAAAUAAUUAAAUUGAUGAAGUAAAAGGUUUAAAACAUGUUGUAUUUUAAUUGUAAGCAAGUCUAAUGAGAUUUGUGGAUAAAUAACUGACAAAGUAUCAUCAGUCAAUUCAUUUCAGUCCCGUUUUAUUUUAUUGCACAUCAUUUCAUCUCUAAAGUAGCUUAGUCUUUUUUACUUAGUUUUAUACAUAUACAGAAGUCACAUAGAGAUCAAACAAUAUAUUGCGUCUACGCUAGAAUAACGAAGAUUAAUUGAGGAUCUAUACGGUCAUAAAAGUCAAAGAAAACAGACGAACGAAAUAAAAUUACACGUACAGGGAAAAUUACCUUGUGUUAUUUAUGUCAUCGUAUCUUCUCAUUCUUUACACAAAAACUUGUGUGUUAUCUAUAAAUAGUACGUUCUUUAUAACAGCAAAGGGAAAUCAAUAACACUGAUACUCGAAAAAGUAGUAAACUAAUCAUUGUGGAGCAUAAUGAUCAACAAAAAAACAAUAAUAAACCGGUAGUUCUAUGACUAAUUAUUGGAUCACUGCCGAAAACACUUUUCCAACAAGUCAAAGGAAUUAAAUUUACGAUACCAUCUCUAGAAAUAGCACUCUGUGAUUCAGAAAAAGUGUCUUUAUCAUUUCUAAUUCUACUAAAAUGACAAACUUUAACACAUGACGUGUUUGUUUUUUAAUAGGAUAUUUUGAUUAAAUGGAUAAAUCACUCCAGAGCAUGUAUACAAUGUUAUAGAAUCCUUAUUUCAAAGUUUUGUAAUAUAUAUUAAUAUUACUGACGAAAUUUUUUUCCUAGCAUUUUGUAUUAGGAAGUGAUAAAUCGAGUUGAUCGAAAUACUGAUAUUUAUCAGGUUUCAUUAUUCAUGGCUCCCUAUGAGUAUCAAAUAAUUAAUGGAUAGGUUAGACUAGCAUAACUGCUCUAAUAACAAUCAUACAUAUUCUUAUAUUUUUAUUAAACUUACUCAAACUAAGUGGUGAUUUUCGACCAGUGUUUUUUGGUAGUAUAUAUAUAUAUAUAUAAGCAAACAACAUGGUUAGUUUAUAGACUGAACAGUGAAUGAACUAAAUUUGAAAAUUCUGUACAAAUUAUUCGGUUAAUUAUGGUAGACAGACUUGAUGAACCGUUAUCACAAUUAAGAUGUGAACUAUAAUGGGUCUUUUUGACAGAAACCGACAACUUAAAAUGUAGAUAAAUGAACUUUCCACUUUAUCUGAUAAUAAUAGUAAAUUUCUAUUAUUGAAGUCAGUUUAACAACAAAACCAUGUGUGUUAAAUUUUUUACUGAAACUAACGAUAGUAUGAGAGUUCCUAUUUUAAUUUUAGUACCGAAAUUGUUAUUAGAUGAAAUCUGAUAUACGGAACACCUUCAAUAUUUGACGUAUUCAUGUUUGAUAGUCAAUUAUUUUCAAGUUUUCUCCUUAAAUUUCAGAAAAGUUGUUCAUCGAUGUGAUUCAUUAACACAAAAAGAAUUGCAUUCAUUAAUGCUUAGCUCUCAAGCACUGAUCAAUUGUUCAAUCAGUGAAGGGCAGUCUUUGGCUGUAAUGGAGGCUAUGUCUCUUGGAGUUCCGGUUGUGGUGAGAGAAAAUCCAGGUAACUGUGAUCUUAUCAAACAUAGAAAAAAUGGGUUGGUAUUCAGAACAUCCAAGGUAAGUAUUAAGUGCAAUUAGUAUCUACGAUAAUCACUUAUUUUCAAAGUGUUCAUCCUAAGUGAAAAAUUUUCUACCCUCAUUAGAUUACAAAUCGUUGUGAUGUCAUAGUAGUAUGAUUGAUUGUGAGAAAGACUGAAAGGAAAGGAUGAAUUCCAAAUGCUUGUGAGAGUGGCCUUCGCUCGUCUAUGAACUGUAACAGGUGUAAGUGAAUAUUUAGAGAAUGGAGUAAAAAAUUGUUCUCUACACGAACGGAUUCUGAGCCAUAUCACCCAACCUCUUCAACUACCAGUUAAGAUAAUCGCCAUGACCCCAACCUGGCGGUCUGCACCUCCUAGUGCGACCCAGUUCAGCGAAUGGUGACUUCAUGAACAGAUAUUAUGUCUUGGUUUGUACGUGCGUAGUUUUCUCUCAACUUAUUCCUUCUGUAGCCAACAUUGUGAGUCGAUAUAUGUAUUUAUUAAUGUAAUUGUUCCCUCUUUUGGCGAAUAAGUGCUCCAGAUUCUAUCCUAACAGUGACGCCAAGUGAUGCAUAAAUCUAGUAUCUCAGCCAAAAUCAACAUAGCAACGAAUUAUAUGACAUACCAAGUAAUUAUAGAUGAUUUUUAAAAAAACUAACUUCAAUAUUUAAGUGUACGACUUCCAGAAGCUAUCUGCCAUGGAAAGAAUUUAAGACUUUCCCUGCAAUAGGUAGUUUUUAUUAGAUUAAUAGCAAUGAUCUUCCUUUUCGUUAAUUUAAGAUGACAAACUUAUGUAUGAUUCUUAUCGUUUUAAAUUAUUUCCAAUACCCCAAAGACUCUAUAUACUAAUUAAUAUGUAUCAAGAAAAUUCUUGUCAAUGUACACAAAAGCGGUAAAAUAAUCCCAAACACUUCUAUAAGUUUCAGACUAUGUGAGAUUAAUCGGUGUUCUUCAUCUUAUUAUGAAAACGAUGACAGCAAUAAUCAUCGAUGGUUGGUAAUUCAUCGCACUUAUUUUAUGAGACAUGUACAUCUACGAAGUGCUGAUGUUACUGAUUCUUAAACUGAUUCUCAUCACUGGACCAUCAUACACUUUCCCGAAUCUGUCAAAUAAACAACUAGAUACUUUAUAGUGACCCGCUGAUAACUGAUCGCAUAAAUCUAACAUAGUCUUUCGAAACAUUACAAGUACGACUAUUUGUAGUACAUUGUGUGAUAUCCAAUACUUGUGAAUGAUCUUUCUUUCCAAGCUGAACCAUACAAAUAGUUCCUUUAUCACAGAUCGAUAUUUCUGGACCAAUAGCUUCAUAUUCUAUUAAAAACGAAAUCACAUGAAUAACUAGGAUUUUCAUCCAAGUAACGGAAAUAUUCAGCAACCCAUCAAUGACGCAUGUGACACAGAAUGCACUCUAUUUGGUCCAAGACUAGUAGUAAACAAACAACAUAAAAUUUAUAACUUACUGAUUUUCACGGAAACCAUACUUUAAAAUCCUGCUACAAGUAAAUUAGUUAUAAGUUUUAUAUUCUAACUCUGAAUUUGUAAAUCGGUAGACGUAUCUGCUUUUUUAAAACCGCUUAAACUUCCAACAACCAUUUGAAUUACUUCCAGUUAUUCCACCAUAUCGCUUAUCUAAUUAUGAUAGGAAAAAUGGUUGGUUGUGUUCCACUCCAGAAAUUAAUCCAAUGUAAACAUGUGGUCACAAAUCUUAACAGUAGAAUGAAGCUAGUCAACUUGUACAGAAAUACCUAACUCAAUAUGGAUGAGAUCGCUUUGAUUAAUUAUUAGCCUCGUAUAUGGUACAAUAUUUAAAAAGUAUACAUGAUUAUGCCCAUUUUACAAAGCUUCACUUUAGAGAUACUUACUGGAUUUUGGUUGUUAAAUUCAAUAGAAUUUGUAUUCAUUUACACAAAAUAAAGGGUCUGUUUUAUGUAUUCAGGAGCUGGGAGAAUGUCUAACUUAUCUAGAAGAAAAUCCUGAAAUAAAGAAACAACUAAUUUUCGCAGGGGAAGAGUUUAUGGGAGGCAAAGAAUUCCAAAGAGGAUAUCAAGCGAAAAUAUAUUCACACAUAAUCCAACAUAUAUAUUCUAGUGUAUAAUCAACAUAUACAGCAGUCGAGUGCAUAACAAACAAUAUCAGUGACAUUUUUCUUUAAAUUUCAUUAUAACUGAUAUCCAUAAGUAUACAAUUUCGAUUACAAAGUAACAAUAAAGCUUUUCACU